ACAGGCGCGGGGCCGCGGACGGCCGGGGCGGCCCGGGGGGCGGCGGGCGAAGUUCGCCGGCGGUGCGCGGAGGUUUAUUUCCUUUAAGACUCCAAGCUUAAGCUUGGAGACCCCAGCCAUCACCAUUGAGCCCAGCAGCUGGAGCGGCAGCGAGAGCCCUGCCGAAGACAUUGAAAGAAUGAGCGAUUCUGCAGAUAAGCCUAUUGACAACGAUGCAGAAGGUGUCUGGAGCCCUGACAUAGAGCAGAGCUUUCAGGAGGCUCUAGCUAUCUAUCCACCAUGUGGGAGGAGGAAAAUCAUCUUAUCAGAUGAAGGCAAAAUGUAUGGUAGGAAUGAAUUGAUAGCCAGAUACAUCAAACUUAGAACAGGGAAGACACGGACCAGGAAGCAGGUGUCUAGUCACAUACAGGUCUUAGCAAGAAAGAAAGUUCGAGAAAUUCAAGCCGCCAUUAAGGUGUCUAGUCACAUUCAGGUUCUUGCCAGAAGGAAAUCUCGUGAUUUUCAUUCCAAGCUGAAGGUAACAAGCAUGGAUCAGACAGCAAAGGACAAAGCACUCCAGCACAUGGCAGCAAUGUCAUCAGCUCAGAUAGUCUCAGCUACUGCUAUUCACAACAAGCUGGGCCUGCCAGGAAUUCCCCGUCCUACAUUUCCUGGGGCACCUGGGUUUUGGCCUGGCAUGAUUCAAACGGGGCAGCCUGGAUCCUCGCAAGAUGUAAAGCCAUUCGUUCAGCAGGCCUACCCUAUACAGCCAUCAGUCACAGCUCCCAUUUCAGGAUUUGAGCCUACGUCAGCUCCAGCUCCGUCAGUCCCUGCAUGGCAGGGCCGAUCGAUUGGUACGACCAAGCUCAGGCUGGUGGAGUUUUCAGCUUUCCUUGAACAGCAGAGGGAUCCUGAAUCAUACAAUAAACACCUCUUCGUACACAUUGGACACGCAAACCAUUCUUACAGCGACCCACUGCUUGAAUCGGUGGACAUUCGUCAGAUUUAUGACAAAUUUCCUGAAAAGAAGGGUGGUCUAAAGGAGCUGUUUGGGAAGGGGCCCCAAAAUGCUUUCUUCCUCGUAAAAUUCUGGGCUGACUUAAACUGCAACAUUCAAGAUGAUACAGGAGCAUUUUAUGGAGUCACCAGUCAGUACGAGAGCUCAGAAAACAUGACAAUCACCUGUUCCACCAAAGUCUGCUCCUUCGGAAAGCAAGUAGUAGAAAAAGUAGAGACUGAAUAUGCAAGGUUUGAGAAUGGUCGAUUUGUGUACAGAAUAAAUCGCUCUCCAAUGUGUGAAUAUAUGAUCAACUUCAUACACAAGCUGAAGCAUCUACCAGAGAAAUACAUGAUGAACAGCGUGUUGGAAAAUUUUACGAUUUUAUUGGUUGUAACGAACAGGGAUACACAAGAAACCCUACUCUGCAUGGCUUGUGUAUUUGAAGUGUCAAACAGUGAACAUGGAGCACAGCAUCAUAUCUACAGGCUUGUAAAGGACUGAGCAGUUAUUUAUAUAUACAG
Molecule: messenger RNA, 1500 nt
Organism: Phasianus colchicus (ring-necked pheasant)
Lineage: Eukaryota; Metazoa; Chordata; Aves; Galliformes; Phasianidae
Source: RefSeq, a predicted model, not a curated record